This is a messenger RNA of Paramacrobiotus metropolitanus, 3879 nucleotides long. RefSeq lists its product as uncharacterized. The coding region runs from base 482 to 3763 and encodes 1093 amino acids. Lineage: Eukaryota; Metazoa; Tardigrada; Eutardigrada; Parachela; Macrobiotidae. Gene Ontology annotation, biological process: microtubule-based movement. The transcript has 7 exons. Gene Ontology annotation, molecular function: microtubule motor activity. The record is from RefSeq and is a predicted model, not a curated record.
UCCCACUACACUUGGCGAAGGUCUGCUAAUGGGAUUUUUCUACUUACCUUACCAGUUAAGUUGAAUUAAGGACAGAGAGAACGCGUAUAUAAUAGGAGUACGUAAUUUGCAAAUCGACUGUAUUUGUGUUGUACAUCGGUCCUCUUUGCAGGCAGUUGACUUUUGUGUCUGCCUGUUAAACAAGUCAGAAGAUAAAGAUCUCUUUGCGGCACAGUCCUGACAGUCAGCACGACAGGGUGCAAGUGAUUAUCAGAGCCAUCAAGGGCUACUGUGUUUGCUUUCGUGUUGUCGCGCUUGUAAUCCUGCAUGCCGCCGUUUCUGUCUGAUGGUUACGGACAGGACAACUGCAUUUGCAUAUAAUUAUUUCCGCGCUGGAGCAGUGUAGCUGUGCUACGUAAAUUAUGAGUAUCUUGUUUUUAUGCGAUCCACAUGCUGCAAUAUUUUGACACAAAGUUAGUACACAUCUCCAACGGAUACCAUCAUGGCGAGCCAGGAAUUCAACGCUAACUGCACGCGCUGCCAGCACAACAAACUGCCGUGCUACAUCCACCUGUUGGAGGCUGCCGUCGAUCCAGGCGAUCCCGACGAGCGGAUUGUGAUCCUCAACACUGCAGCCACUGCGGGUAAUGUGUCGGCCUACAUGGAGAUUACGCGGCCGGAAUACUGGGAGAGCGCGUUUAAUUCCCCCGCAAUCCGACGGACCAUUCAGCGCAAACGCUGCGACUUCAUGAAGGAAAAACGUGAAGGCUGGGAGAACCCCAUGGCAUUACCAGUUGCGUCUGAUCAACCGGAACACUCGCGGUCGGAUCACGUUUUCGGCAGUGAUCCACUGGAAUUUGCAGCCAGUAUGUUUCGGCAUGCAGCCAUGCAGAAAAAAGAGAUGAAGGAGCAGAUUAAAAAUCUGCAUUAUCAGCAGCUGAAUGGGCAUGAUGACGUAAUUGUCUUGAAUGGAGAUGCAGAAAUGGACAACGGUGCUGUGCACGCAAAUGGACACGGCACUACAGGUAAUUGCGUGGAGCAGCACAGUAUCGCAUCGACGAUGGAAUUGAAUUCUAAGCUGCGUCAUGAUCUCACGUCUGCUCAAAGUGAAAUAAGCGAAUUGAAGGAAUCCUUGGCUGCAGCUGAAAAGAAGGUCGAGCCUCUCAAUCAACAAAUUCAGGAACUGCAGCAAGCAAAUCUGCAGUUGGAACAGCAGCAUAAUGAUCUGAAAGAACAAAUGGACGAGCGGAACGUUGCCCGGUACACCGCCGAAAACGAUGCACUGAAGCGUCAGCUGGCAGAGGCCGAUACUAAGCUGAAAAAUGAAACGGACAAAAUGCGGGAGAUGUAUUCGACACAAAUCAGGGAACUUAAUAGACAUAUUAAUACGAAAACUUCCGAGAUUGCGAGCCUUGAAAGUACAGUGAAAAGGAGAGAUGCGAAAAUACUCGAGUUGGACACACGCACAUCGAGAGCCUUGCGAGAAAAGAAAAAUUCUGUGCGUAAUUUGUCCGAAAAGACCGCCGAAGUAACGCGACUCACCGAGGAAAUGGGUCGUCUACAGGAUGGUCUGAUACAGAAGAACGAAGAAAUACUCGGCCUUCAAGCUCUGACCCAACAGCAGCACCCCGAACUGGAUGCGCCUAAUGCGGAAUCCCAUGAUGCACGGAAGCGACAAAUGGCGGACGCAAAUGCUAAGCUGAAAAUGCUACGGGAAACAUAUGCCAAGCAACUCAAGGAUAGGAUUGAUGAUCUGAGGAAGUUAAUUGCUAUGAAAAACUCUGAUAUGGCGAGCCUUCAAAGUCUCAUUCAAGAGAAAAAUGCGGAAAUUGCUGAUCUACGCUCUGCGUUGCUGCCUGAUGCCGAAAAGGUAGGAAUACAAGAAGGUUUGAAUGCGCAACUACUAGCUAGGACGACCGAACUGAGCAAGGAGCUGGAAAUUAAUGUGGGCCUGAAGAAACAUGUUCACGCAAUCGAGGGGAAAUACAAGGCUGAAGUUAAGAAGCUUGAGGCCACCUCGCGCGAGCAGGACCGGCUAACGGCAGAAAUAACCAAGCUAAAGAAGGAACUACUCCAGAAGAAUGCGGGACAAGAGGAACGCAUUGUGCUUCCAGGUGGACCGGAUGUCCAGAACGCUGCAUCAGAACCGGCACCGGUACCGGCUGUGUUAACAUCCAACAGUGUUCCCUGUAGCAGUGCUUCGGCAAGCCAUGUCCCUCCAGCCGUGAACGAUAAUUUCGUUCCAGCAGAAGCAGUUUCUCCGUCCAAAGCCAGCGCUCUGGAACGGCUGGGUGAAGUCUUUGGAACAACGCAAACUGAAACGCCUCAACAUUUCGCAUUUGGAUUUCAAGAUCCGAAUUCCAAUAAAUCUGUUAAUCUCCAAAAUCCCAGCCAGCCGUCAAUCUCGCAUCCCACAUCCGGAAUCUCUGCAACCCCGGGCCUCUGGCAAAUCCGCCGUGACGGCAGCAUCGCUUUUGAUGCACCUCCAUUUCCACGUUCCAUAAACUUUACAGGAUCUCCACUCCGUCCGACCAUCAACAGUGAUAUCAACUCAACUCCGGGCACGUUUCGUGUGCCCCUAUUCGGUGCUGCCAAAAGCGAUACGGCGGUAGGAUCCGCGAUAGUAACACAACCAUUUGCGCUCUCUACAUCCGGAAUUUCCGACCCGGCACCCGAAAUUGUUAAUGUUAUCACCGUAGACGCAGAAAGCCCACCGAAACCGUUUUUUAUGAACACGAAUUUCAGUGGUGUGACGUUACCGAGGCAGGAGCAUGCCGAUAGUGGCAGAAAGCGAGAUGCGCCGGUGGAAUCAAAGCCGGCGAAAAAGCGCUGUCGUAAGGAAACGGAUUCGCCGGUUGAGGUGCCGCUGCCCUGGCCUUCCACUGCCACUCCAGAGCGUGCGGACUCUGUGGUUGCGGCUUCUUUUGGCGUUUCUGCAUCUUCAUCCGCUUCGGAAGAGAUUACUGACGUUGUUCUGAAUUUUGAUACCAUUGCCGAUCCCGUUCCGGCAACAGCCGACGUUGCGGCUUCGAGUGGCGAAAUACCUCUACAAACCUUAUCGAAAGAAAUUACUGGUGAUUCCCUUUCUUCCGCGAAUAACGUAUCUGCUCACACACCGGAAUUAGCGGCUAUUGCGUCUGCACCGGAAGCGCCACAUUCAGCCGCUGUGGAAAACGUUUCUGUUGGUACAGUGUCCGUUGAUAAGCCAAUUACUGCCCAGCAGAUAUUGAGCAACGAUGUCCCGAUGGUGAAUAACAACGACAGUCGAGAAAACGCGACAGAAUCUGCAGUGCCUGAAAACCGGAACGACGUGACGGUGUCCGCAGUUUGCAGUGACGACAACGUUAUCAGCCCUACCAGUCUAAACCCGUGUGAAACAGUUGUGGUGAAGAGCGAGAUAGCAGCACAACCGGAAACAUCUCGUGGCAUUUUCUCCGAUAUACAGAUGACUCGCUUUGGCGCCAGUAUUCCCGAACAAGCUACUCCUCCAGCACAGAGCCCACAAGGCGCACCGCGAUUUCAAUUGGUCAAUCAAAUUCCGUCUCCCACUCCCCGGCCUGCAACACCGCGUAAUCCCUUCGAAGCUACGGGCCCGCGUCCACCGCGAGCAUCUCCUGGACUCUUAGGCUGUCGCCCUCGACCACCUGGUAAUCCGCUUGAGCAUGACUGGAAUGACACUUACGGUAUGAGUCCAGUAUACUCUCCUCGUUAUCCUUCGCCACCGCGUUAUCCUUAUCCCGGCCGCGCUGGUCGCGGACCUCGACCUCGUCGCACACUCGCCUAGUCAUUCAACUCCGCCGAGACAAAACGACCUUCGCAUUGACCAAAAAUGGCAAUUCACUUGAUAGCCAUAUUAUUACUAUUUUCCAUUGUGCAAUCUUCAUCCGCACAAUGUCCACC